Molecule: messenger RNA, 3597 nt
Organism: Astyanax mexicanus (Mexican tetra)
Lineage: Eukaryota; Metazoa; Chordata; Actinopteri; Characiformes; Acestrorhamphidae
Product: interleukin-6 receptor subunit beta-like
Exons: 15
Coding region: 170-1939 (589 amino acids)
Biological process (GO): cytokine-mediated signaling pathway
Cellular component (GO): membrane; external side of plasma membrane; signaling receptor complex
Molecular function (GO): cytokine receptor activity; cytokine binding
Source: RefSeq, a predicted model, not a curated record
CUGAUUUGAAGACACACACAAGCUCAUCUCUGAUUUCCUGCAGUGACAGCAGCCCAGACUGCACUAAACUGAACAGCUGCUUCAUCUUGUAGGUGUAGGAGACAGAAGCUCUAGUCCUUCAUCAUUGCUUAUCAGACACUGCACAAAGGACACUGCUGGAUCUGUACACAUGAAGACAGCUAUGGACUUUGUCAGGAUGAUAGUGUUUUAUCUUCUCAACAGACCAUUAACAGCAUCAGAGUUGCUGCCAGAGUCAAGGUUCUCACCCACAAAUCUCGAGUGUGUGUUCUUUGUUUACGCAAAUGUCACCUGCUAUUGGACACCAGGAGUUGAUGCUCAUCCUGAUACAAACUACACCCUAAACGUCAGCCUGCCUGGGUUUAGUCUUUCUCAGUGUAACUCGUCUCAGCCCAACUGCUCUGUUCCUAUUCACUCUCUGCACCGGAACUACUGCAUUCAGGUCUUUGCUCACAGUAAACAGCAUCCGACUACAGUCAGCUCUGAGAUGCUCUGCCUGAGUGGGAUUGAUGCAGUGAAGCUGCCUGAGCCGGUGGGGUUCACAGUAACACCAGAGAAAGACCGACCACAGUGUUUGAGGUUGAGCUGGUCUCCUCCACAAAACUUCCCUUUAAGCGAUAAGACGAUCAACGAAGGCUUUCUCCUCUAUGAGCUGCAGUACAGCACACCAGAGCAGUCAGAGACGCUCAGUGUGAAAGUGGAUCUGAGAGAGGAGGUGCAGUGUGUGUUUUCGCCGUGCACUCAGUACAGUGUGAAGAUGCGCUAUUGCAACAAACACACCCUCGUUCACUGGAGCGCCUGGAGCCCCACUGCUACAAACCGCACUGAGGCCGAGGCACCUGCCUUCAUCCCUCAGCUGUGGAGAACAGUUCAGUCAGCAGGUGUUGCAGGAUUAAGGCUUGUGACAUUGCUCUGGAAGGCGAGGUUGCAGCAGCAGGCAGCGUGUACAGCAGUGUGGUUCAGUGUGCAGUGCAGGGUGGUGGACUCUCAGGCUGAUGUAAGUUCAGGGGACUGUACUGACCUCAGCCUGACCAACAAAUCCUGCCAACUCACUAUCCCUCCAGAACCAUGCACCUGUACACUCACCAUGUCCAACUCUGCAGGCUCCGCCCCUCCAGCCACCAUCACCAUACCCAGCCAAUGGGAAAGUGGUCAGACUUCACUGGUAACAGUUCAAGUGACCCCGCUGGAUGAUCUCACUCUGAAAGUUCAGUGGAAAGCCCUGGAGUCCCCCAACAUUACUGGGUUUAUAGUGGAGUGGUGUAGAACAGCAGACAGCAGCCGAUGCCAAACUGAGCCUUACUGGCAAAGAGUGGACCAGAACACAUUCAAAACCAUUAUCACAGAGGGUCUGAAGGAAAAUAUAAGCUAUUCUGUGAGUGUGAGAGCAGUGCAUGCAAUGGUGUCUGGCCCUGGCAUUAGAGUCCUGACCUACACUGGCCAAACAGCACCCUCUGCUGGUCCACAGCUGUAUGUUGCAGAGCACGGCUGCUCAUAUGUGGUUCUGCGCUGGAGUGCAGUUCCCUUGGAGCUUCGCAAUGGUUUCAUUACCAAAUACACUCUGCUCUACCAGACUGAAGAUAACUCCAUACGAGAGCUGCUGGUUUCUGAGGACUCUGAGCAGUACACACUCCGUGAUGUAUCAGGGCUCCUUAGGUUAUAUAUGAAGGCCCACACUGUUGCAGGACCAGGACCAGCUGGACCCGUGCUCUCUGUGUCCAUAGAGUCAUGCACCUCUGCACUGAAAAUCACACUGAUAAGCUGUGUGCUCCUGCCAGGAUUCUCUGUGCUCUUUUACAUGUGCUGGAAAUUAAUGCAGAGGAUGAAACAGCGUAUCUGGGUUAAAGUUCCGGACCCAACGCAGAGCAGUCUGUAUGACUGGCUUUAUCAAACACAUAUAAAGGAAUCUGCAGGGGCAUAACCAGCCACCAGGGGGCAGGUUCAUCAAGAAAAGAAACCAGACACAGUUUACUGGAUGUAUUUAUCUUAUGAUAAUGAAGAGUCUCUAGGAUGAUUAGAUACAGAAAAUGUCUACUUUCACUUUAUUUUUGUAAUAUAUAAUUCUAUAUAUUUCUAUUUUAUAUUUUCACAGUGUUUAUAAUAGAAAAUAUUUGUUUAAUACAUUAUUGGAAAUAUGUAAGACAUCGUAAGAGAUCAUAAUUGUUAUAAUUGUUAUCUUUGAAAUUAAGCAAUCAAGAUUUUAGCUUUAAUUAAAGGGGUUUUAAAAAUACAAAUAUUGCAUUAACCAUUAUUGAAGGAUUACAGUCAUAAAUUCUCUCCAUAUUUACAUGUUUAAAUAUAAUUAGACCAUUAACUGAUAAUUGAUAAGCAGUUUAAUGACCAGGCAUAGCACGUUCCUUCACUAUUUCAUAACAGCUUAGGGAAAUAUGAGGUCUGAAGCUGAGUGUAAGUGCAGAACUUACAUUUGCUAGCUGUUAACAGGAGCUCUCUAUAUCAGAUACAAAACAGAAGUGAAUGAUGCCAUCAUCUGGCACAUUCCCUCCUACAGUAUAUCUGUCAAAUAGAAGUUUCCUAUAGUAUCUGUCAAAUAGUGCCGGACUGUAAUUGUUCAAAUUCAUUUGAUUAAUUUAAAUUCUUGUUUUAAUGCGAUUUUCAAAACAGGAUAAUCAGACAUUUUUACAUAUAGAACCUGCCAGAGGAUUCUUCAGUACAUAGGUGUGUGCUUCUGUUAGAAACCUGUAAAUAACUCUUAUUUGACAGUGAUUUUCAAAUUUUGAACUUUUCCUUAAAGAAAUAUACAGAAUAUGAGGAGUUUAUUUCUAUACCUUGUUCAAUAUUGAAUCUGCGUGUGAGGCUAAAGGUAGCUACUUACUAUUGUACUAGAAAUAACUAAAUUAAACAAUUGUAUUUAUAUUGGGUUCAUUUUGUAUUGUAUUCAAGUUGUAUUGUGAUUCUUUAGGUUUUGACUUCUUUGACAAUAAGCAAUACUUUGCAUAUUUGAUAGCUCUCUUAAAGGCCUAUUUUGGUGCAGCUACAAAUAAAAAAUGAAUAAACAAAUAUUACUAAUAAAACUAUUAUAGUCUUAUGGUUAGAAUUACCCGAUGUUAGUUUGUCCAACUACUUUUUGGCCUCUGAAAAGGGAGUGAUUGUGUAAAAAUGGCUGUAAUUCCUGGUUAAAGCAGUAUUUUUGUUAAAGCCUUCUAUAUGACAAUCACAUCUUAAGUGGUUUAUUGAGGAGGUUAAAGAGAUGAAAUAGCAUUAUUGUCUCAAAUAUUUGUAAACAUAUGAACCUACUAAGUGUUCUGCGCAGAGGGAAGCUCUUGUCUUUUAAUCUUUAUCUUUGGACUACAGGCCAGACAUCUUCCAGGAAUGGCUGACCUCUUCUUUUUCUGUUCACUUGUGAUUUGUGUACUUGGGUGUUCCUUUGCUGUGCCCAAGUUUUAUAAUGUUUUCGUCCAUUUAAAUCUAUUUUCAUUUCUCUGAGCAGCUUUAUAUAUCUUAUACAUUUCGAAUGAAAAAUUCCCAAACCAAACCCUGCCACACCAAAUGAUUACUUUGUUAAGGUGUGUUACGUUCUGUAUCAUCUUAAUUAAAGACUCUUGUCAGGCUGCUUUUUCU